Molecule: messenger RNA, 4643 nt
Organism: Pocillopora verrucosa
Lineage: Eukaryota; Metazoa; Cnidaria; Anthozoa; Scleractinia; Pocilloporidae
Product: alpha-catulin-like
Biological process (GO): cell adhesion; Rho protein signal transduction
Molecular function (GO): cadherin binding; actin filament binding
Source: RefSeq, a predicted model, not a curated record
UCGGAAGUUCGAUAUGGCGACUAGUUGAGUUUGUUCUAGCCUGAUAGGGCCUUCGGGGCUUUAACCGCUAAGCGUUUUAGAGUACAAUGGCAAAGUGGGAUUCUAAAAACUUAGAAAUUCGUAGCAAAUCUGUGGAGCAAACUCUGGUGCCCCUUGUGACUCAGAUAACUACGCUUGUUAACCACAAAGACCAUGGUCGGCGAUCGGAGAGAGCUUUGAAGGCGAUUCAUGAGAUUGGACGAGUUGUAGCAAUUGCUGUCGAUCGCUUUGUUAGUGUUGGCGAACAGAUCGCAUCAGAAAAUGAAGACGUGGCUGAAGAAAUGCGUACAGCAUGUGAAGAAGCCAAGAAAUCUGGACAAACAAUCUUUAAUCUGACAAGUUUUACGGGCGAUUCUAUUAACGGAGAUGGCGUACCGAAUGGAACAGAUAAAACUAGUAUGGUUCGUGCAGCACGAUCGUUAUUAUCUGCUGUAACAAGAGUAUUAAUAAUUGCAGAUUCUGUUGUUGUGAAGAGACUGCUGGCAGCAGUUAAAAAGGUUGAUGACAGGCUUAAACAGCUGGAAACUGUGAACACUUUUACAGAUUUUGUGCAGGCAUUUAGUCAGUUUGGAUCUGAUAUGGUUGAACUUGCUCACUUGUCAGGUGACAGACAAAAUGAUUUAAAAGAUGAUACUUUGAAAGCUGAAAUGGGAGCUGCCCGGUCUAUUUUGGAGAAAUCCACAAUGAUGCUGUUGACAACAUCUAAGACGUGUCUGAGGCAUCCAGACUCCAGAUCUGCUAAAGGCAACAGAGAAGGUGUUUUCAAGAAGAUGAGAGAAGCCAUGGCAACAAUCACGUCAGUGGUCCAAGACGAACCUAAGGAGGAAGAAGGAGAUAAGGGAUGUUUGGCAAUGGAUUUAGGACAUUUUGAAGCUUGCCUAGAGGCAUACAAACAAAGCUCACCAGAUGACAGUGAAUCCAAGAUACAAUUUCAAAGGGCAUUUGCAAAUAUCCUUGGCGAUGUGCAGUCCGUUAUUGAUUCUCCUCAUACAAGGAAAGAGAAGAGAGAGAAAAUUGUGGCCUUGUGUGAAAAUGCGCAGGAUAUCAUGAAAGACAUCUUAGAAAGACAAAAGAACAACAAGAAUGAAGAUGCAACUAGUAUUGACACAUUAGAUAUGGCAUUGCAGAGGAUUUGCAAAACUUCAAAAGAUCUUAGACAUGAGGUCCAUCAAGUUGCUACAGAUCAAGUGUUUGAAACAUUUUCACAUUUGGGUCAUAAAAAGUCUUUACCUGCCUUGAGGAAUGCAGCUGCAUCUGGCAGUUCAGCUCAGCUGGAGAGUCUAGCCAAUGUUUUCACACAAGAUGCAAAACGACUGCAAGAGGUAUCCAGGGUUACAAGAAAUAUGGCGUCCAAUAAACCCAUGGCUAUCACAGCAAAAAAAGUAGAAGAAAAUAUUGAUACGCUUUGUCCCCAGGUUAUACAUGCUGCAAGAACAUUAGCAGCUCAUCCUGUCAGCAAGAUUGCUCAGGAGAACAUGGAAGUCUUUGUGGAUGUUUGGGAAGCACAAGUUGAAGAACUUGGCAAAGUGCUGAGACUCAUUACUGCUGGUGGAGACCCAAGUAAAAAUGUUGUGGCAGAAGAAGAAAGUCAGGGGCUAAGGAAAACAAGUGAAUCUCGUGUAGAGCAACUGCUGCAAAAGUCGUCCAGUAGAAGAAGUAGCAGUGCUUCAGUUGAAGAAAAUGAGGAACCUGAGAAAGCAGUGGUUGAUUCACAGGAACAAGAGAAGCUUGGCAAACUUAUUACUAAUGUUAACUUAAUGACAUCGCAACUUGAGCUGCACUACUUUGAAGACACAGAUAACGAAAUAGUCAUUAGAGCAAGAGAGAUGUCAGAGAUGGUCAGUGAAAUGUAUCUCUUUACAAGGGGAGAGGGAUCUCUUAAAACCACAGAGGAUCUAUUUGAAGCUUCCCAAAAUUUUGCAGAUGCAGGCAAGGCACUUCACAGAGUUGCAAGAAAAUAUGCCUCAAAGGCAGAAGAAAACCCAAUGAAAAAAGAGUUGUUAAGAUACGUGGAUAAAAUCCCUGCCUAUUGUCAUCAACUCUUGUUCACAAGCAGAUCACUAGCAGUUGGGCAGUCAGCUUGCUGUAGAAAGGUGUGGGGAGUAAUGCAUUUAACAAAGAACGUAAUAAAAAUUGUGGCACGAGUUGUCAACAGCUGUUACCUGUUAGCUGAAAGGAAUUCUCCUCUCAAAUUACCCCCAGACCAAAGAUUAUGGCAGAUAGAUGAGAGUAUUUUCUCAGAGGAGUCUUCAAUAGGAACAAUAUCAAGACGUUCUUCACUACAGAGCCUUGAGAACAAUGAAAGUGAGCUAAGAACAACUGUGGAGGAUUCAAAUGGAGUUGUGAUGAAGACAGAACUGUAAUGUUAAAGCCAGGAGGAUAAUGCUCAAUAAUUAAACUCGUAUUGUCCAAUGAGAAAUAGCUCAUCAGACAACUAUCUUGUUGCCAUGAAAACAGAUCAUGUGCUUAGCAACAUCUUCAAUGCAACAAGCAGACAGAGUGUUAGAUCACAUACAAAAUAUUCCCUCAACAGAAGACAGUUUUUGUUCUUCCCAAAUGAGCCUCAUUUUUUAAGGGGACUUCCCAGAACAGAAGUGUAACAUUUUGUUCUUUUUGAGUAAAUAUGUAUGGCACAUACAUAGGAUGCCCUUUCAGCGAUGUCCAAUGCAUCCCAACUCAAAAGUAAAAACAAAAAUGACCAUCAAAGCAAAUAUUUGAAGUAACAGGAUUUUUCCCCUUGCAAUAUUUUAAUAAGAUAAUUUGGUUUUACCAAGUGAAAUAAUAAGGUAAAUUGGCCACCCUAAAGAGUUACUACAGCUGACAUUUCAAGCACUGGCCCUGCAUCAGAGCAAAAGACUAACACUUGCUUUGACAAAGGGGUAGCACUCAGAAUGUCUACUUUUGAAAGUCUCUAUGGUGGCCAAUCUACAUUAUCAACUUGGUGGAUAAAACCAAAUUAUUUUGUAAUACACCCCACCGCCACAGCACCACAGUUUCUUUGGAGACUUACCCCCUUAAAAUAUUUUAAUAAGUAAAGCUUAGUAUAUUGAGCUUUUGGAGUACAAUACUGAGAAAUAUGUUUAUAAAUUAUCAUCCAUUAGGUUUUUAUUUACUUUCAUCUUCAAUAUCAUUUAUUUACCUCUUCACUUAAUACCUUAUUUUUAUCCAUUACGGUACAGUUAAUUUCCUGCUUCAGUUGGUAUGAGUAAGUCUUCUCUUUCUCCUGUUGGUCUCAAAUUCAAUUUAGUCAAAACCCAGAUGAACUUGUUAAAAUUCAAUUUGGUUUUGUCAUCUGAGUUGAUAAUGUGAAUUGGCUGCUGUAAAGAGUUUCUAACGCUGAUGCUUGAAAGUCAGUUUCAGAGACUCUUUGUGGUGGCCAAUUUACAUCAUCAACUUGGUUGAUAAAACUAAUUUGAAUUGUUAUACCUCCUGAUAAUGCAGCACCACAGGUUUUUUUUAAUAAACUUACCCCUUUUGAACAUGUUAAAGUUGGGUUUAAACAUUUCAGUAAUGUACUUACAUUUUCAUCACAAGAGAAAUUCUAUACAGUGGCCAAUUUUAUUUCCAACUCAGUUGAUAAACCAAUUUAAAUUGUUAUACCCCCUGAUAACCCAGCACCACAGUUUCUUAAGAAACUUACCCCCUUUGAACAUGUUGAAGUUGGGUUUAUACAUUUCAAUUUUGUACGUUACAUUUUCAUCUCUGAAGAACGGUUCAGGACAACUUUGUUGCAAUUCACUUAAUGAGUAAAACAUCUUUUUCAUAAGAGUUUGUUUUGAAAAAAUAAUAAGUUCAAAUGCAAUUAAGUUUGAAGUUAUGAUCAAAGUGAGCUAGGAGAGGUUUGCAAGGGGUCUGGCUUUAUUAAUGAUCACUGCUAAACCACUUGCAGGCCUCUCACAGACUUACUUUGCCCAAGACCUUAAACUUACUUGCAGGCAAAGUACUUGUGCUGCAGCACUGAUAGCAAGGGCAUGCUCAUAAGCUAGAAAUUUAAUGUCAGUUGUAACAUUUUGCAUAUGAGUAUGAAGUGACAUUGUAACAUUGUUGGUGUUAUUGUAUGCAGUUGUAACAUGAUUGUCGAUCAGUGUUACUGUUCUCAGGAAGUUAACCCCCAGUUUGAAAAAAAAAAAUUCCUGAGCAGUGUGUUGAGUAUUUGUGGCAUGAAAUAAAUUUAUCAACAUUUGCAAAUGGCUACAGGAUUUCAUUAUCGUACUGUGAAUGACUUGCGUAGAAGUGAUGUGGAAUUUUUCUCCCAGUUUUGAGCACAGAGGAGCUCAGAGAACUAAAGAUGGAUUAAGCUCACAUCAACACAUGUCUAUUACAGUGUAAUUCUUGCAGUUUUCAUGAUCACUGUCAUCACCCCAAUAAUUACCAGCAUCAACCUUGUUAUCAACAUCAACAUCAUCAUCAUUAUUGUUAUCAUUGUUAUUCCUGUCAUUAUCAUUAUCAAUACACAAGGAGGGGUAAACAUUGACUGCUUCAUGGCUUCAUUCUAUGCCCCCAAAAUACCUGUAUUUCUGUCUAAAGUUACUUCAGAGAAUACAUUAAACAAGCACAUUUUUAAAUGUUACCAAAGUUUAUGUCUCACGUUUAAUAAAAUAGAA